UGUUUGGGAGAGACAAAGCGCAUGCGCAUAAAUUAGGAACCACCGCAGGCUUCAACCAGGUUCGAGACCGCAAGGUCAUGGUUAGAAGGGAUACAGCUUUUGUCAAAUUCAAAUGAACAAAAGUAUAUAUUUUUGGGGGGGCAUUUUUAGCUAUCACCCAAAACCAUUUUCAUACCCUUAAACUAAUUAUCAUAACCUGCUACGUUUAUUCUUUUAACCUGCUGCGUGAAUUCUAACCUGCUAUGAAAAGUCAAAUCCGACAAAAGCUGUAUCCCAUCUAGUCAAUACAUACCGCAGCGAUUGCAGAUUUUCCUUGUCAGAUAGACGGAAGGAGUGAGAAAGGGCAAAAGACGGUGAGCCGCCGACACACGGACAGACGGGGGCCCAGAGAGCGAGGGGGAGGACGAGAGGAAUGGACGAGUCGUAUCAGGGAAUAACAAUACGGCUGGGUUAAUUUAUAUCCAAAUCUUACAAUUAGCAACACUGCAGAUGCCAUCUGUCUCGCAUCGGUUUAUUUAGGCUACAAUAAUCUCGUUAAUUUCAGCGAUACCUUCAAGGAGACCGAGCGGAGCCACCGGGCUGCCGGUACCGUACAGGGGAGUACAAUGACAACCUGGUGAAUGUUUGCCGAUUAUAUUUAUCUAAUCAGACCGAAUGGAAUAAAACCGCGAAUAGCCUAAAGGACCGGGGUGCGCAUCCCCAACCCGGGAGUGAUGAGAACAGCGGGGAGACAGGACUGUGUUUCUGCUGCUGUCGCCUGUCAAAGGUAUUAUUUCUGUGUGUCGUGGACUGAUCAUUUGUUGAUCCAUCAAACCCCUCCUCUCCUCCACAUAUUCUCCACCGGUAUCGUCGGAGUGUUGUAAAUAUGGAUCGCUCUAAUGGCUCUGGGACCAGCGAACCCACCAAACCGCCAAACCACCAGUUGGAGAAGAAACGGUUAAACCGAGCACCAUCUCCGGCCAGGCCGUUCCUGAAGGAUGUCCGUUCCUCGCCUAAACCAGCGGCUAUCGUACCAAAAUCCCCUAAAAUGACAAAGCAGCAGCACUCCUCUUCCCCAGUGGCUUUAUCAUCCAAUCAAAGCCGUAUCUCCAGGCGCACCCCAACCGGAGCGAAGGAUAACAAACCAGCCACCGUGAAAAGUCAUAGCACCAAGUCUUCGAUAGUCACGAAAAAGACUGUUAAGGUCAUUCAACAUGCGGCGCUGGAACCUAAACCGACUACUGCAAGCGCCAGCAAACCGACCCCGGACAGCAGCACCAACAGUCCACACCUCACCCUUAAAGCCAAGAAGAGUAAAAUAGCCACUCUGACCGCGUCUCACCACGGCCCGCUCAGCCUUGGCUCCCCAAUCCGCGUUCCAACCGGCGCUACCCCCCACGGCAGCAGGGUCAGUCAGACCGACAGUAGCUCCGAUCUCUCUGACUGUCCCUCCGAACCCCUAUCCGACGAACAGCGGCUGGUCGCGGCCGCAAGCAGCGAUGGGGAGUCGGGGGGCUCUGGUUCCGGGUUCAGCGACAGGGAUCAGGUGGAUUAUCCUGUGCAGGCGGCAGCAUCAGCGUCCGACGCGGCCAGAGCGGCAGGGGCUACUGCCGGUAGUGGUGUUGGUUCGUUGCGCACCGCGGAGGGUAGCCCUGCGGCUACUGGGAAAGGCGGCAUGUCUCAGGCUCCAGGACCAGGUGCUCACGGAGGAGAGGGUAGUAAACAGGAGAAAGCAUCGACAAGCGCACAAUUUAUAAAACUGGAAUGCAGCAAAGAGAUAAUCGAAGAGGAUUUAUUGCGGGAAAUAGAAGAUCUUCGUUCUGAAAACGAGUACCUCAAGGAUGAAGUGGAGGAGCUGCGUGCGGAGAUGGAGGAAGUACGGGACAGUUACCUGGAAGAGGAGGUGUACCAGGUGCAGGAGUUACGCAGGGAGCUGGACCGCUCCAAUAAGAACUGUCGGAUUCUCCAGUACCGUCUCCGGAAAGCGGAACAGAAGAGCCUCAGAGUGGCCCAGACUGGACAUGUAGAUGGAGAACUGCUACGCAACCUGGAACAGGACCUCAAGGUGGCCAAAGAUGUGUCGGUGCGUCUGCACAACGAGCUGGAGAAUGUAGAAGACAAGAGGACCAGGGCCGAAGAUGAGAAUGAGCUGCUGAGACAGAGGAUCAUCGAGGUGGAGAUCUCUAAACAGGCUCUACACAAUGAACUGGACAGAGUUAAAGAGACCGCUUUACGGAGGAGAGGGAGCAGGGAAACGUUUAAGGACAAGAAGUAUCCGAACCAGGAGGACAGUGCAGAUCUCAGGUGUCAGCUGCAGUUCUCUAAGGAAGAAUCUACCCUAAUGCGUAAGAAGAUGGCCAAGCUGGGGAGGGAGAAGGAAGAGCUAGAGCAGGAGAUACAGAAGUAUAAGUCAGUCUACGGGGACGUGGACAGCCCUCUACCCCUGGCAGAGCUUGCAGGUGGUGGGCCCCACAGCACCAGAGAGGCCGAGCUACGGCUCAGACUCAAAUUGGUGGAGGAAGAGGCUAAUAUUCUGGGUAGGAAGAUCGUUGAACUAGAGGUGGAGAACCGAGGCCUGAGGGCUGAGAACGAGGACAUCCGUUGCCAGUACGAGAGGGACUGUUUCGGCCGGGAGCCCUUCAGCAGCAUGCCCUCCUCCCCGUACGGCGGAGACGCUCUGGAGUCAGCCGGGGAGCUGCGGCGCCACCUACAGUUUGUAGAGGAAGAGGCAGAACUUCUACGGCGGUCCAUCUCAGAGAUCGAGGACCACAACAAACAGCUGACCUCCGAACUGAACCGCUUCAAGUUUGGCCCGCGAGACGAGGAGGUCGAUGUUGGAGUGAUGCUGAUGAAGACCGGUAAUGGGGGUAACGGUGGCGGCGGGGGUAACGGGAGCGGUGUGGUGAUGAUGGAAGAGCUGAAAGCAUCCAGGAUGCAGAUCAACGAGCUCAGUGGGAAGGUGAUGAAGCUGCAGUAUGAGAACAGAGUCCUGAUGUCCAACGUUCAGCGCUGUGACCUGGCCCAACACCUGGGCCUCCGCACCGGCUCCCCGCGGGACAGCGAUGCAGACAGCGACGCCGGCCGCCGUGACGCCGCAGAGGAGGAAGAGACUGGGAGGCUCCUCCUUCUACACCCCAAGAGGGAGGGGCCUGUCGGCGGCGAGAGCGACUCGGAGGACCUGUUCGAGAAAACGACCACGACCUCGGGUUUCGAAAGUCACAAGCCCUCGGACGAGAUCAGCGGGCUCAGCACCACGGAACUAGCCAACCUCAGACGAGAAGACCGUGAGACGCUCAUGAACGUCAAACGAGAAGCAGAGCGUCUUGGGAAGACCGUAGACCGUCUUAUUACCGACACGGACAGUCUGAUCUACGAGGGAAAGAUUAUCGUAACAGGAGGGGACAGUCUCUGCAUAGAGGGGUUCAGAGGACACAGGGGGGAGGGAAGCGGAGAGGACAGGGGGGACACCACCACACUCCCCGAGUCCCUGCAAGACUCCCAGGUCCUGGACACUAUCAACACCCGGAUGAAGGCCUUCAGAACAGAGCUCCAUACCUUCAUGGAGAAGGUGGAUCACCUGGGAGACAGGCUAAGGGAGAGGGGAGGGGACCGGGAUAGGGGGGAUGACCUGUCGCCCAUGCCCAACCUUACAGAGUCUAGCAGCUUCCUGUCAGGGGUCACCUCCAUGUCCCGAGACUCGCCCAUCAGCACCCUGGGACGCGACCUGGUCACAGAUUUCCAGUCACAGUCCGGUGCGAGGGAUGAGCUGGAGUGGCGUCUAGGACAGGAGCGAGCCGUGGAGACCCAGGGCCAGAGCCAUGACCAGGGGGGUCUGCCUCAGGGCCCUGCCCAGAACAGGGGAGCCAUCCUGGGACACACUAGAUACCACAGGCCCCCCCUGGCUUCUUUAAGACCUGAGCUACGUGACACAGCUGGGGCAGAGAUGCAAUUCCGACUGGAUCACGAUCGCAGGUUGAGGCCUGGACAGGAGGACAGAGAGGCCUUCUCUGGGACCAUGGCACAGGAUGAGGAACGGAGGCGGCUGGAGGUGCAGGGUGUGAAGCCCAGAGGGGGUCUGGAUCUGAUGGGCCUGCAGGCCCACGAGGCUCCCUGGGUCCAGGAGAGAACCCUACUGCAGCAGGAGGUCCAGUUGUUCAGACACAACACCAUCAUCUUCUAUAUGAAGCUACGCUGGAUCCUCAUGCACUGGAGGUUGGGGAAGAGGACAGACACAGUGGAGGAGACAGCACACUCAGAGUAUGAGAAGUUGGAGGCUAUUCCAGAGCUGGGGGUGAUCUUGGAGCAUGGAGAGGGAGAGACGGAGAGAGAGGACAGGGAUAGGUCGUGUACCCAGCUACCCCAGAGAGACAGCCCCCACCCUGGCCCCACAACCCAACUCCACUCCACUGAACGCCUGCAGCACCAGACACAGGUGGGUGAGAACCGUAGGGUGCUCCAGGCGGUGCGCUCCCUGUUAGAGGAGUUCAGGUCAGAGUUGAGGGAGGAGGAGAACAGGAGGUGCCAGCUGCAGCAGAACUACGCCAAUGACAAGGCUUCCUGGGAGGUCAAAUGGGCCGAGAUGAAGUGUCACGUCGCUCAGUUGGAAGAGGAGAGACAAGAAGAGAAAGGAGAGGUGAGAGGAGAGGCCAGAGGAGAGAUGCAGGGAGGAGGAGGAGACCCAGACUGGGCCUUUAAACAGGAGCGAGAGGAGCACCGUUGCCUCCUGGCAGAGAGCCACAGCACCUCCCUGGACCUCCACUGGAAGCUGCAGCAUGGAGAGAAGAGGUGGGGGAGGGAGAGGAGAGACUUGCUGGAACGCUUCGACCGGGAGAGACAAGAGUGGGACAGCAACAUGAGAAACAUGCACCACAAGAUGGAGAGGCUGCAGAGAGAGCUGAACGUCCGACAGGGCAGUGAGGGUUCACCCUCCGACGUCAAAGACGGGGCGACGGCAGGAGGACCCAGGGGUGUCUUUUCCCCUCAGGAGAGCCCAUGUAAGGUCCCUCGCUCUCCCCGGUCACCCCGGUCACCCCGCUCCCCUCGCUCUGCCAUCCCCGGCCCUGUUUCCCUCCCCACCCGCUCCCACUCGGACUCGGAGGCCCAUGAAGAGCAGGGGGCUGUAGUGAGGGUCAGAGGCCCAACAGAGAACAUUUUCCUGGACGCUCUGACGCUAGACUCCCUGGGUAGCCUGGAGGUCCCACUUCCCAGCAGACUGGACUCUGACAAGAGGUUCCCCUGUAUGAACCAGGCUCUGAAUGAGAUCCCAGACAUAGAGGACCCAAUAUAUCAGGAGGAGGAGGAGGAAGAGAUGGGCUUUGGCAGUCUGCUCAGGGCUAAGUCAGUCUGUUCUAUGAGCGACUUCCAGCGUCUGAUGGACAGCUCUCCCUUCCUGCCUGACAAGAGUCGUCAUGGUGACUGUGGCCGUGGCGACGUGACCCCACCCCUAUCACCUGAUGACCUGAAGUACAUAGAGGAGUUCAACAGUAAGGGGUGGAGCUUUCCUGUCCCUGGCCCCUCCCCUACACCAGGCCACCACAACCCUACAACCAUGGAAGCCUGGGCAGAACGGCCCACUUCAGAACCAUUCCAGCCAGCCUUGUGGUUCCUGACAACCAGUGCUACCCUUACAACUAACACCCUGUCCAGCCUUGAACCCCAUCCUCUCUGCCAGCACUCCCCUCUCAGGGGCAACGGGGGUAACAGAGGAGGGGGGGCAAGUGUCCAUGUCUCCCACAGCCCCACCCGACCCCCAGGAACCCCCGAACAGGACUACAUGUACCCCAAAGGGACCAAGGGGCGAGGGGGUGUCGGUGAGGUGGGGGAUCCCCCUGGGGUAGGGGGACCAGACGAGGUGUUUGGUAAUGGUAGGUGGCCCUCCACCUGUCAUAAGGAGUUAUUAGAGGGUGGGGGUGGACUGGGAGGCGUACGUAGGGGCCCUUCUGGGGUGGGUCCCAUCCCCACGGUGGGGUACGCCUCGUCUCUGGAGCUGCAGCUGUCACGGAACCUCAGCGAUGACAUGAAGGAGGUGGCCUUCUCUGUUAGGAACUACCGCUCAGGACCUAGCACCUCGGACCUCCUGGAGCAACACAGACAGCUCCGAGACACGGCGUGUCAGACCAACGGUUUCACUACUCGGGGAACCCAGACCACCCAGACCAUCAGUGUGGGCUUACAAACUGACAUCCUCCGUACCCUCACCAGCUCCCCCCACCGCUGCCUCACCCCUAUAGGAGGAGGCUCAACCCCCAUCUCCUCCCCCUCCAGAAACAUCCGCAAGAUGCAGUACUCUCCUGUGGUCCAGUCCAAGUUCGAGCGGACAUGUUGUUCUCCUAAGUAUGGUUCCCCUAAGCUCCAGAGGAAGCUGUCGACAUCGUCGAAGGCUGACCUCCCUGUAGGGGCCUCCUCCAGCUCCACAGCCGGCCCCAGGGCUCCGACUCCCACCACUCCCCAGAAGGGAGCCUCUGAGUCAGCCUGGGCUCGUUCCACCACCACCAGGGACUCUCCGGUCCACACCACCAUCAACGACGGCCUGUCCAGCCUCUUCAACAUCAUAGACCACAGCCCCGUAGCCUACGAACCCCUGCAGUCCAAAUUCACCAAGUCCCCAAGUCGCACACGCCCCGCUCCCCCUGACCCCUCACCUCCCGGGGGGCCAGGGGUACCCAGCCUACCACCCUCAGACCCCAAAGACCCCAGGUCCUUUGGUGCAGCCCAGGAGUUCCUGAGAAAUGUCCGCGGGCGUUCUCCUAGCCCGGUGCAGCUGAUAGUAGAGGCCCAGGGAGGGCCUGGGGGAACAGGGGGGGAGAGGACACCAGAGGUGGUCAGUAUACGCCAGGACCUGUCUGCUCCGCCUGGAUACACCCUGGCAGAGAACGCAGCCCGUCUGCUGAACAAGAAGCUGUUGGAGCAGAGCGUCAGGGAGGAGAAGAGACUGGGGUCUGCAGGCCAGAGCAGAGAUGGGAGGCAUGGAGAAGGAGACAGGAACCAGGCGGGGUGCAUGGAGGACCUCCCUCGCUCUCCGGUGGCUCCACCCCUAGAGUCGUGUUUCCUGCGUCCGGCGAGGCCAGCCAACCGCCGCCCCCCCUCCCGCUGGGCAGCCCCCUCCUCCCACCGAGGCUGGCGAGACGUCACAGAGCGGAGGCUCACCUUCCCCAUGGUGACUGGGACCAGUAAGACUAGGACAGGGUCCACCUCUAUACCGGACCUGGACGAGACUGGACCAGCAGAGUCAUGACAGGAACCAUCACCAUACCCUUGUCCUCCUUAACUCCCUUUACUCGCUCCACUCUCUGUCUCUCCUGUGAAACCCUGCCAGUACCUCAGACCCAUCUUUCCUAGUCCUCCUCUACUCCCUCUCCUCCCUCCUCUCUCCCGCUUCUCUCCUCCAUCCUCUCCUGCUUCCCUCCUCCCUCCUCUCUCCUGCUUCUCUCCUCCCUCCUCUCUCCUGCUUCUCUCCUCUUCUCCUCC
Molecule: messenger RNA, 7446 nt
Organism: Salmo salar (Atlantic salmon)
Lineage: Eukaryota; Metazoa; Chordata; Actinopteri; Salmoniformes; Salmonidae
Source: RefSeq, a predicted model, not a curated record